Molecule: messenger RNA, 3615 nt
Organism: Drosophila guanche
Lineage: Eukaryota; Metazoa; Arthropoda; Insecta; Diptera; Drosophilidae
Gene: PIG-O
Product: GPI ethanolamine phosphate transferase 3
Exons: 6
Coding region: 305-3550 (1081 amino acids)
Biological process (GO): GPI anchor biosynthetic process
Cellular component (GO): endoplasmic reticulum membrane
Molecular function (GO): mannose-ethanolamine phosphotransferase activity
Source: RefSeq, a predicted model, not a curated record
GGGUGGCAAGACUGGUUCUUCCACAAAAGUUUUGCAGCCAGUUCUGCAGAAAAUUACGAAUUUUGAAUGAAAACAAAAACCAAAGAAUACGCGUCGUGAUGCAUAGAACUUGAGAACGGACCAGCUACGUACGGCUCCAAAUUAAAGUGCAAUUAAUUUUAUAGUUUAAUAGAACGGACAUUUUUCCCCGAGACAGGUCAGGGCAUCGAGUUCAUUCGGCAUUGUUCUAAAUGCCGAUUAUCUUCUCUGCAUACACAUGUAUGUACGUUCUUAGUUUAGUUAGUUAAAAAACUGCGGCGGAAAGAUGAACGUCAUCUACUUGUUAGUGCUCAUUUGGCUGGCCCUUUUGAUAUGCAGCGGAGUGUUGUUGUUUUCUCGUGGGUUUCUUCUUGCCCGCGUCUCCAAAACGGAAACGAGCACUUGCCGCCGCCUCUCCACGAACCACAAUGACGAGUAUAUGCUCACACCUGAGGUUGUGAACGAAAUCUUUAAGGACGUCAAUGCCUCGUCCAACUUGUGUCUUCCACAAAAGUCAAAAGUCAUUAUCCUAGUCGUUGAUGCGCUUAAAUAUGAAUUUGGCCUUUAUAAAAGUAACAUCACCGAACCGUUGCCUUAUGAGAAUAAACUGAGUGUCCUGCAAGAGCUCCUGGAGCGCAGUCCGGACCAGUCGCGCCUUAUGCGCUUUAAGGCGGACCCACCCACCACCACGCUGCAGCGGCUGAAGGGCCUUACAACCGGCAGUCUGCCCACUUUCAUCGAUAUUGGCUCGAACUUUGCAUCGCCCGAGAUCAACGAGGACAAUGUAAUCGAUCAGAUAGUCAAAAGCGAUCUGCCGUUGGUGUUCUUGGGCGACAGUACAUGGACCGAUUUGUACCCUCGCCGUUUUAAGCGCGCCUACUCGUAUCCCAGCUUCGACAUAUUCGAUCUGGACAGCGUUGACAAUCAAAUAAUGAAACACUUGCCCAAGGAGUUGGCUAGCGACGAUUGGCAGGUUCUCAUUGCCCAUUUUUUGGGUGUGGAUCACUGCGGUCACAAGCAUGGACCCCUGCACGAGGAGAUGGCUCGCAAGCUUACCGAAAUAAAUGAGAUCGUAAGCUCCGUGGUAAACGCCAUGGACAACGAAACGACGUUGCUGGUAAUGGGCGACCAUGGCAUGACAGCAUCCGGGGAUCACGGCGGCGACACUGAUGACGAAACAAAUGCUCUGUUGUUUGCCUAUUCCAAGCAGAGCAAGUUCUUUGGCAGCGAUUCGGGCUCUGAUAACGAAACACUGCAGCAGAUUGAUCUGGUUCCCACACUCGCGGCCAUUCUUGGGGUGCCCAUUCCGUACUCAAACUUGGGCCUGAUUAAUUUCAACAUCGUUCCCGAUGUGCCAGUGCCCCACUUGAGCAAGUUCCAAAUCCUGCUACUGCAUGCCUGGCAGAACGCGCAGCAAAUCUAUCGCUACUUCUUCAAGUAUGCCAUGGAAAACAGACGAACCUUUGACGUGCAGGAAAUGGACAAGCUGGAAACGGAGUUCAUCCUGCUCACCCACCGAGUCCAAACCAUUUACAACGGAGUCGCCUACAAGUCCUUUGUGAGAGACUUGAACGCCAGCUUGCGUGACGUUCUUAGCACCUGUCGCGAGAUCUGGGUCAAGUUUGAACCGACGCAGAUGUCCCAGGGGCUUCUCUUCUGUUUCCUGCCCAUAUUCUUCGCCUUUCUUCUGAUCAAUAACUCCCGCCCCGCAGACUACUCGAAUAUGUUCAAGCCCAAAGGAAUUUUCUACACUUACCUGCUCAAUCUCGCCGCAGGCGUCUUUGGAUAUCGCUACUACAAGAAUUUCUCCUUCAAGUCAGAAGAACACGGCGUGAUCUUCUUCACGGCUAUCACCAGUACCGUCAUUUUGGCGUUUUACACCUUGCAGCAUUGGACCAGUAUAGCCAGCAACUGGGCGAACGUCAAACGCUUUGGUCACAUGCCCACGCGACUGCUGCUCUUUUCCAUCAUGGCCGUGUUCUUCUCAAAUAGCUUCGUCAUUCAGGAGGCGAAGAUUUUGUCCUACCUUCUGGUGGCCGUUUUUCUACUGUUUUCCUACGAGCUUCUACAGCAAAGCGUCCGCUUCGAUUUUAGAAACAAGUUCAGGGCAUCCCAGUUCUUGCGCUCAACCGCUCUGCGCCUGAUCUUGGCCAGCAUAUUAGCCAUUUGCUUUAUCCGCUUUGCGUACACGCUAUUCCGCUGUCGCGAGGAGCAGGGCAACUGCACGGACUUUGCCACCAGCAAUACCUCGGGAUUCUCAAUCAAAAAGCCGGGUACAGGAAAAACAUACAUCCUUGCUGUCGUUAUAAUUGUGAUCUACACAACGCUUACGCGAUUGUAUCUGCGCUCCUGCGGCAAUCUGACGGGGAGCUCCCCGAACGUGCUACUGGCUCGGUAUGGACCGACGGUGGCCACCAUUUGCGCUGGCGGCCACGUGCUCCUGGCCAACAGCUCCAUCAAGAACAUACAACGCACUCACAUCGAUGCCAUGGCCUUGGUGAUCUAUGGUCUGCUGCUUUUGCAAAUCAUCGUCCUCAGCUUGGCGCCCCUGAUGACCUUCGUGCUGCCAAAACGCAACCCAAACAUUGUUACCGUCAACAGAAAUGACAGCAUUGUGCCAGAGAUAUUCAAAAAAAUGAAGCGCAUGUAUGAAGGCGACGAUGCCGAGCGACACACCGAAAUACCCAUUGUCUAUGGCCUGGCUACCGUCUACUCCUCCAUCACAAUUACCUUUGGCGUAUUCCUGGCCAUGACGAUGAUUGUUCUGCUGGAGCCGCGUGCCGCCAUCGGUUUGGUCGUUUGUGUGGCCAUUAGUGCCAUUCUGCUCAGUGUGCAGGGAAUUCUACGGUAUCGAACUGCCACCAGCUUUGAGAGCUGUGUACAGCCGACUUUCAUGGCUGUGGUGGGCUGGUUCCUGCUGGCACACUUCUGUUUCUUUGCCACAUCGCAUCAAACAACGCUGUCGCAGAUAGAUUGGAGGGCCGCCUUUGUGGGUCGCACCAGUGGCAUUGGCCAGUCGAACAUUAUCUCCGGUGCCUUGGUCAUCCUGAACACCUUCUGUGGCCCAAUUUUCUUCUUCUGCAUGUAUGCCCUUUUGAGCACGGAGACCUUUUCGCUCUUCGCACUUUUCCCAAAUCUCAUUCGGAGCUUCAGUAACAGCUGUCGCAGUGGCAGCAAAACAGAUGCAGCAGUUGCCAUGUCCGACAUUGCCAAUGAGGCGGUGGGCUUCGAUAUGACUCGUGGCGAGCUGACUUUGUACGAGUACGAGGAUGUCUUUCUGGGGGCCGGCUUCAAGCUCGCCACGCAAUUCUUUAUGCUACAGGGUCUAAAGAUUUUUUGCGCUAUGCUGGCCUGCACUAUACAUUGCAGACACCUUAUGGUAUGGAAAAUCUUUGCCCCGCGAUUUAUCUACGAGGCCCUGGCCACCUUUGUAAGCCUGCCGGCCCUCAUUGUGGGAUAUGUUCUGCUCCUGCGGAUCAAUCGCGCUGUGGACGAUCUUAUAAAACGCAUCAAUAAGGCCAAGACGCAAUAGUUGCCGUUGAUCCAAGCGCAGCCAUUUAACUCACUCCCAAAUAAAAUUAUUUAUUUAGAUUGUAA